AUGUUUCAAGCAACUCCAGGCAGCACUUUUCGCGCUGCCCUCAACGAAACAUUUAUCAAAACAACCAGUCAUUCAACCAUGCUUCCAAGAGUCAGUCCUUACCAGAAUCCAGUUAAACCACCUUUUGAUCUACCGAAACUGCCCUUACCCAAGAUUGUCUCUGCUCCGUCUCUCGGUUCAUCAACCACACCAUCAUACUGUAAUUCGUUGCCGCCCCUCUUGUCAAGAUAUCAGCAAAAUGAAUCCAGCGAUAGGUCAAAAGUCGUGAAGGAGAACGUUUUAACGCCAGUAUCUUCUACGCCCAUCCUGCCGACUACAAAAUCAGUUGAACAAACCAAAGACAUCAAUACAUCAACAUCGACCUCAGCAAUGACCAUGGCGUCAUCUAAAACUUACACAGCCAUCAGCGUCUCUCAGGGCCAAAAUAGAACAAUCGCCGCUCUCACGGCGGAGAAAUCCCAUCACGAGUUUGAAAAAGACGACAAGGGACAGACACUAAUCACGGAUUCUUCAAUGUCACUUGCAGUUGUCAGUUUUUCAGCAUCUUCCUCUUCAUCUCUGACUUCCACUACAACAACAGACCCUUCCGGUCAGAGGUCAACCCCUGGUGCUUUAAGAGACCACCAUUCAUCUGUUGAUGACUCUGGCGUUGAUCCGAAGGAUUUGGAAAAAAGAAACCGUCGCAAGUUCUAUUGGUAUGGCAGCCACAAGCUCAUCAAGCCCAUCAAAGAUAUCCCUCCUCGAUUUCAGUUAAUGCUUGCCGAGACAAAUGCCGAAAAGGCCCGAUGUGAAGGCCGGCCGAUAAUCCUCCGCCAACACAGUGAUCAGGCAGAUCACUUCAAUAGUGCUGCGACUCCAUCAUUUAAUCCAGACGCUCAAUGCUUCUUGCCAAAUCUCAGUUACGACCCUUCAAGACUUUGUAAUCCUGGUUGCUUAAUGGACAGAAAAGACAUGCAAACAUUAGGAAUCAGUACAUCGUCCAGUGGGGUCAGCAACAGUACAAAUUCUGUGAUAACUUCUUCCGGCGGAAGUGGAAAUAGUAGUGACCCGAUGGGUGACGUAACACCAUCUCUAACCCAACCAGUUCCACCGAUGUACACCCUGCACGUCUAUAGUUCUGCUUGCAAUCCCAGCACUUCAGGGUCCGUUACUGGAACGACCGCGGCUGGCAAUGCAUGCUGUCUUCAUCUGCCAGCGACAAGCGGUGGCCCUACAGGUGGAUAUAUGUCCAACCUUCAACCGAAUCAUUCUCAUCAUCCAGCUUCGAUGACGUCCCCUCAUCUGCAGCAGACCCCAAUCUAUUUCCCGGCCCAGGCUGCUCCACUGCAACCGACUCCAAUUCAACCGACAGCCACCCCCACAACAUCGUAUACUGCUGGACAGCAGACAUAUUCUGCAGUUUUUCCCCCGACUUUGGCUCCAACCCAAACUUUUCUGGCAAACCCAGGAGGGAUGGGGCCUCUUGCGACUGCCACAGCGCAGACGUUCCCAAUCCCACAAUACACACCGUGUGUCACUUAUACACAAAACGCUCAGUACACAGUCACAGCAGUACCCCAGUAA
Molecule: messenger RNA, 1563 nt
Organism: Acanthosepion pharaonis
Lineage: Eukaryota; Metazoa; Mollusca; Cephalopoda; Sepiida; Sepiidae
Source: the annotation of a GenBank genome assembly